UCGAUUGCGGCUCAGCAGCCGAAAGCCAAAGCGGCGAGUCAAAAAUUGCUUGUUGUCGCAGCAGUUACGCCACAGAAUUAACAUUUUCGGUCUGCCUUAUUUCCCCUAACUACAAAGAAAGUAUGCGGUUGUGCAUUGCUGCAAACAUUGCAGCAAACUAUGGCGUCAUUUUGAAAAAUUAUAUUUCAGGCUACUGACCAGAACAGGAACCAAGACCGGGUCUGGCGGAAUGGAAUGGAAAUUUUAUUGGGACAUCCACCGGUUCCUUGGAUCGCUGCCAGCAAAUGAUUCUACCCUCAUGCAAGAAAGUGGAUGUAGUGCCAUUGAUGGCACCUCUCCAGAGGAGCUGUUCAAUGGCAUGGUGCAUGGUGGAGUGGGCCAGCCCCCAGAAACACCUACCGACUCGCUUUCUGAGCGAAGCUCAGAAUGUCACGAGGUGGAAGCCUCACCACUGGAUUCUGGCACUGAAGAAGAACCUGCGGGCCCUACAGCAACAGCUGCCAAGAAAAAAAGGCUGGCUCCUCCAACAAGACUGCUUUCAGAAUUGUUGGAGGAGCAGCGUCAACUGCGCUGCUCACUAGAGCGCCACAGAACAGACACUGUAGCAAUACAGAGGGAGCGGCUCGAGAUCCUGAAUCGGAGCGAAGCUCGGGAAGACAAGCUACUCGACAUAUUGCAAAAAAUGUAUAAAUAA
Molecule: messenger RNA, 694 nt
Organism: Dermacentor andersoni
Lineage: Eukaryota; Metazoa; Arthropoda; Arachnida; Ixodida; Ixodidae
Source: RefSeq, a predicted model, not a curated record